CUUGCGUGUCCCGGAAGUGAAAGCGGAGGACUGAUGUGUGUCUGGAGAGCAGGAACCUGUCGGUAACAUUUGUGUUUAGCGGUGGUUUUCUGGAUUAGAAAAUGGACACGUUAAAUAAACUGAAACAGUUUGACGCUUAUCCCAAAACUCUGGAGGAUUUCCGAGUGAAGACGUGGGGAGGAGCGACCGGUCGCACCACCCUUCCAUUCAUCCUUCCCCUGCAUUUCAUAGUCCACCCUGAGCUGUACGUUGACACGUCGCGAGGAGACAAACUGAAAAUCAACAUCGACGUCAUCUUCCCUCACAUGCCCUGCGCCUAUCUCAGUAUAGAUGCGAUGGAUGUGGCCGGUGAGCAGCAGUUGGACGUUGAACACAAUCUGUUCAAACAGCGGCUGGACAAAGACCUGAAAGCUGUCACUCUCGAGGCAGAAAAACAUGACCUUGGUAUGGCUGACGAUGGUGCAGUGUUUGACCCCAGUUCACUGGACCCAAACAGAUGUGAGAGCUGCUACGGAGCUGAGACUGAAGACCUCAAAUGCUGUAACACCUGUGAUGACGUGCGGGAGGCGUACCGGCGGCGAGGCUGGGCGUUCAAAAACGCCGACACCAUCGAGCAGUGUAAGAGGGAGGGCUUCACACAGAGGAUGCAGGAGCAGAAGAAUGAAGGCUGCCAGGUUUACGGCUUCCUGGAAGUCAACAAGGUGGCAGGAAAUUUCCACUUUGCUCCAGGAAAAAGUUUCCAGCAGUCUCAUGUCCACGUGCACGCUGUGGAAAUUCACGACCUACAGAGUUUCGGCUUAGACAACAUAAACAUGACCCAUCUGAUAAAACACCUGUCGUUUGGUAAAGACUACCCCGGCAUCGUUAACCCUCUGGACGAGACGGACGUCACAGCGCCACAAGCAUCAAUGAUGUACCAGUAUUUUGUGAAAAUAGUUCCUACCAUCUAUGUGAAAACUGAUGGCGAGGUGGUAAAAACAAACCAGUUCUCGGUCACCAGGCAUGAGAAAGUGGCCAACGGGCUAAUAGGAGACCAGGGGCUGCCGGGCGUCUUUGUUUUAUAUGAGCUGUCACCCAUGAUGGUUAAAUUCACAGAGAAACAAAGAUCAUUCACACACUUCCUAACAGGAGUUUGUGCCAUUAUUGGAGGUGUAUUUACAGUGGCCGGUCUGAUCGACUCAUUCAUCUAUCACUCAGCUCGGGUCAUCCAGAAGAAGAUAGAGCUGGGCAAGGCUUCCUAACGCCCCCCCUCCCCGCUCACUAGCCUCCACGGUGCAAAACAGACCAAGACACGGACACAGAAAGAAAGAGGCACAGACAGACAGACAGACAGACAGACCGACAGACAGACAGACAGAGGGAGAAGUUUGGA
Perca fluviatilis (European perch) is the source of this 1372-nucleotide messenger RNA. RefSeq names its product ERGIC and golgi 3 (gene ergic3). The transcript is spliced from 14 exons. Bases 102 to 1241 code for a protein of 379 amino acids. The record is from RefSeq and is a predicted model, not a curated record. NCBI's taxonomy places the organism in Eukaryota, Metazoa, Chordata, Actinopteri, Perciformes, Percidae. Gene Ontology annotation, cellular component: endoplasmic reticulum membrane; COPII-coated ER to Golgi transport vesicle; Golgi membrane. Gene Ontology annotation, biological process: endoplasmic reticulum to Golgi vesicle-mediated transport; retrograde vesicle-mediated transport, Golgi to endoplasmic reticulum.